AUGUCAACUAAUAUUAGAGGAAGUAAUAGUGGUGUUCCUACUACUUCUACGUCUGGUAGUGGUGUUUCGACAAAUACAACUGCAGCCAAUACGAAUGCCAGUGUUAUUACAAGUAGUACUACUGCUACUACAACUCAUCAUACAAGUAUAAGAGGUACAACCACUCCCAACAAGACAAAGAGUCUAAGAGAGAGUGCAAGCAACAUUAAUACGAGUAAAGAUAAAAUUGAUAAUCAACAACAACAACAGCAAAAGCAACAACAACAGCAACCAGAUGAACAACCAAUACAAUCGAUUUCAAAAUCAACACAACUAUCCAAGAAACACAUAAGAGAUCAAUUGGAAAAGAAGAAAGAAGAUAUAAUUUCUCGGGGUAUUAAACCUAUUAUGCCUCAUUUAGAAGAGAGAUUCAACAACUUUUUUAAUAAUCAUUUACCAGAGUUAAUUGUUAUCUAUUCUGAACUUUAUGAACAAUGGAAUACAUUUAAAUUCAUGGAUGACGCACAACCUUAUUUAUCUAAAACAGAGCAAGAUUGUGGAUUGGAGGCUAGUAAAGUUAAAAAAUAUACUGAUAUUAAAACAAUGAAUCAAUUGGAUACAUUCCUUUAUCUACAAUUGACAGCAAAUAUUAUUCCCUUGCUGGGUGAAAUUCUUGAAUCAUUAUAUGUUCCAUUGUAUACCUUUUCCGAUAGUUUUGAAAAACAAUUAUCUCGUAUCAAUACAAUGCCUUCAAAAAAAAUACCAGAAGCAAAGGUAAUUAAAACUCAAAAUGCGUUCAAAUUGAAAAAGUAUCCAAAUAUCGAAGAUUAUGCCUCGUUUACUGAUAAUCUAAAUUAUUUGAUUGCCUAUAAUCGCAUUGAUACAGUUCGUUCUACUUUGAGUACACUCAUUUCAUUGUAUAAUUUCUUUUCCAACAAUAUGUCAAACUUUGAGGAAAUCAUAUCUUCAUUCAGAAAUCAACAAUAA
Molecule: messenger RNA, 966 nt
Organism: Heterostelium album PN500
Lineage: Eukaryota; Evosea; Eumycetozoa; Acytosteliales; Acytosteliaceae
Exons: 5
Coding region: 1-966 (321 amino acids)
Source: RefSeq, a predicted model, not a curated record